CCUCUCACUCUCUGUGCUCGUCCUACAUGAGCCACACACAACAGUGAGCCUGACUCUAAACUCCACACCAGCCACUCGCUUCACACACAGACCCAAGAUUCACACUCUGCUCUUCUUCUUCUUUUUCUUCUUCCUCUCUGCUGCUGCUGCUGCUUUUUUGCUUCUAUCCAUUGGAUAUUCCUCCCUGGGUGUUAUCUUUUUUUUUUUUUUUUUUGUGAAUGGGCAUCCGUGGCCGGUGUGAGGAGCUUGUGAAUGGAUUGACUGGCUGACUGAUUGACAGACUGUGUGAAGAGAGUGACAGCUGGGUUUCAAUAAAAAGAAAAAAGAAAGAAAAAAAAAAAAAGAGGGCGAUGCUGAGAGGUCAAGCGAGGAGCGACAGACCCUCUUUGUAGUCCGGAAAUAUAUAAAAGACACGUGAGGAGAAUCGAGAAACUGGAGGUAAGAUAACAGUCUCAGAUAGACAGAAGACAUGGUUCAUCACAGAGAAGAGGACCUGAUCGGGAUCCCCUUUCCAAACCACAGCACCGAUGUCCUCUGCAGUCUCAACGAGCAGCGCCGUGAUGGGCUGCUCUGUGACGUCAUCCUCAUUGUCCGUGACCAGGAGUAUCGCACCCACCGCUCCGUCCUGGCUGCCUGCAGUCAAUAUUUCAAGAAGCUCUUCACAGUGGCCACCACUGACGGUGGAGAUCACCACCACACAGCGGCCGUGUACGAAAUUGACUUUGUUGCUCCAGAGUCUCUCACAGCCAUUCUGGAGUUUGCCUACACAUCUACUUUGACAGUGACAGCGUCCAACGUUAAAGAGAUCCUAAACGCUGCUCAGAUGCUGGAGAUUCCAUGCAUCAUAAAUGUUUGCAUGGAGAUCAUGGACAGUGGGGAUGGAGGAGGAGGAGGAGGAGGAGGUGCACGAGGAGGAAGAGAGGAGGAAGAACUGGAUGAAGAGGAGGAGGAAGAUGUAGAGGAAGAUGAGGAGGAGGAAGAAGAAGAGGAGGAAGAAGAGGAGGAUGUGGGGUCAAGGAAGGAUGAGCAGGAGGAAGAGGAGGAUAACAUCAGUGAGAGGUCGCUGCAGUCAUCGGAGAGCAGGGGGGAGCAGACGCCUCCAGGGACGGGGGAGUCUCCGCCUCCAACUACAUCCACCUACCAUCAACAGUUUGACCUGCACAGGCAGUCAUCCCAGUCCCCUGACACCAUGAGAGGGAAACAGGAGAGUAUGGAGAGUCGGGCUCUGAAGGACUUCUCCAUCGAGUCUCUACUUCAGGAGGGGCUUUACCCUCGCAUGUCAACACUGGACAGAAGGGCCAGCUUCUCUCCUCUCCUCCCGGGUUUCUACCCUUCAGUGUGGGCUGCUGAGUUUCCGGCCUUCCCCCAGCAGCUCUUGGAUGCAGGCCACCAUCAGCAUCCGCACACGGGAGCCUCGCCACAAUCCAGGCUCCCCCACGCCUACCCGACCCCGGCACCACUCGAGGCUUCCAGGCCCCUUGAUCUCGCUGUGAAACGAGAGAUCAUCAAGGAAGAGAUGAAAGAGGAAGUUCCGCCCUCUCUGUUGCACGGUGACUUCCUGAAGGAUUUUGUCAGCUCAGGCCUGGGCAGUGCUGUAAACCCAGGGUCGGUGCAGACAGAGGGUCACGCUUUGGGUCCAAUUAAGGACGAAGCCGACUUCCGGUCGUACCUGAACUUCCUGAGCUCCGCUUCCCACCUCGGGGCGCUGUUUCCCCCUUGGCAGUUAGAGGAGGAGAGGAAGAUGAAGCCCAAGGCAUCGCAACAGUGUCCGAUCUGCAACAAGGUCAUUCAAGGAGCCGGGAAACUGCCGCGACACAUGAGGACACAUACAGGAGAGAAACCUUACAUGUGCACUAUCUGUGAAGUACGGUUCACCAGACAAGACAAACUCAAGAUCCACAUGAGAAAGCACACAGGUGAGCGCCCCUACAUCUGCCUCCACUGUAACUCCAAGUUCGUCCACAACUAUGACCUGAAGAACCACUUGCGUAUCCAUACGGGCGUCCGUCCAUACCAGUGUGAACACUGCUACAAGAGUUUCACACGGUCCGACCACCUACAUCGACACAUCAAGAGGCAGAGCUGCCGCAUCUCCCGCCCUCGACGGGGACGAAAGCCGGCAGCUUGGAGAUCCGCACCCAGCAGCAACUUCCUAUGCCCCCCCACUGCCGCCACCAACCGGUUCGAGGAGAACGGGUUGAGCUCCGCCUACCAGGCAGUCAAGAGUCACGGACUUGGGGAAAUGCUGGGCCUCGGUGGCAGGGGUCUGGGGUUUAAAGGUGUGGACGGGAGCGUGGGCAGGGAGGAAAAUCGGCGAACGGAGGGGAAUCAAGUUGCAGAGGAGGAGAAGGCCAGGGUGGGGAGGCAGAGGGGAAUGUUUGCCUUCGCCCUGUCUGGAGAGGAGGUGCUCACCCACUCACCAUUUUACGGUGCGACCUCUGACCCCUGGACCAUGAGACUGGAGCGUGCUCCACCCAUCCCUGAGCCUGCCAAAUGAGAUUUGUUUUGUAAUAAAAAGUGGAAAAGUCUUAAUUCUGCUCUGAGAAGAUAAAGCACCUUUUUAAAACACGAAAGACAAGAGAGAUAAAUGAGCAUUUUAGAGCCAACUGUAAAACAGACUUUCUAAAAAAAAAAAGAAAUCCACAGUCCACUUAAAUAAUUCCACAGAUGCCAUGUUAAAUAUUUGUCUGAAUCCUGUGAAUAAUUUGAUAGCAUUUAAGAAAAGUCCAAAAGGAAAAUAUUUCACAUUGUUUAUGAGUAAUGAAUGCAUUUCUGUUUUAUUAUCCACACAAAGUGUAAUAACUACCUAAUUAUGGUAUGAAGCAAGAUGAGGGCUUUGCAAUGCAAAGUAUUGAUAUGCAAAAAUAUAUAUGAUUCACAAAACAGGAUCUAAAAAAAUAAAAAUAAAACUUUUUUAAAAAUCUUGAAUUAGAGACUAUGAUGAAUGUAAAACAUGAUUACAUGUACAAAUACAAUCAAGAAAUUGUCCCUUUAACAUUCUAGUCUUUUAUUAAUAAAGUAGGGGAGUUAAUUAAGAAUAAAAUCUAAAUAAAUAAAUCAGUCAGCAUCCAGAGAACAGCCAGUUUUAUUUAGUGUCGAUGUGUUUAAAUGUUAAAAUGAUGGAGCAGUGCUUUAAGAAAAUAAUCCUAAACAUCAUCUGGCACAUGUCCUGACCAUGUUCUACCUGUGUGUUUGAUUUAUUUAGUAUUCACAGACAAAGGAAACUCACUUGAAGUUGAAUAAAUCAGGAUAUUUGAUAACAUGUCAUUAUCUUUUCACCGCCUUGUUCUGAAUUAAGCUCCUCGUCUGCACUAUUGUAUAUAAACCCAGAAUAUCAGCCACGGUGGUGUUCAUUAUGGCUGCGUUGCUGAUGAUGUAAAAAGAAACAUUGCUCUUCAAAGACUCUGAUGAAUCCAUCCAAAGAUGUGUACUAAAGCAUUUCACAGACUUGAAUAAGACUUGUUUUAAUGUUUAUGAAUAUGUGUCUUCAGGAGAUGUAUAUUUCUGACUAAUUGACUGCCGCUUUAGCUGUACGCUUGUGUUUUACUGCAGCAAACAAAUUAGUUUCAACGGCCCCCCCGCCCCAGUUUUCAUAUACUGUUCAUCUCUGAUUUGUGUAUAAAGCUGUUCGAAAAUUAUUUGAAUUGAAAUGGGAAAGUAUUUUCUUGCUAUUUAUGCGUAUUUAAAUGAAUGAGCCUUGGCUAUAUUUUGCAAAUCUGUUUUAUAAAGACACUAAAUGUUGAACUUUGUUUUGGUGUCGGAGUGUUUUUGUUUUGUUUUUAUCUGUCAAGUGUCCACCGGGAGGCAGUGGAAACCACACACGAACACAACACUGAGAUCACCUUUAAGCUCAUCUAGGAAAACAGUUACAGUCUAUUUACACCUGCAUUGGAUUGAGAAGAACAUCAGCAUUUAUGUGGAAUCCUCUAAUGAUGGUAAAUUCAUUAUAUCUGCUCUUCUCCACUCACUGAGGCCUGUGGGAUUCUGAUUGGGGUCCCACACACCAGAGGGCUAGUGUGGGGUGGGCUGGAUUUUGUCCCUUGUACAUUUCUAACUAUUAAACACUGUUUUUAUGC
Sphaeramia orbicularis (orbiculate cardinalfish) is the source of this 4076-nucleotide messenger RNA. RefSeq names its product zinc finger and BTB domain containing 7C (gene zbtb7c). Gene Ontology annotation, molecular function: RNA polymerase II cis-regulatory region sequence-specific DNA binding; DNA-binding transcription factor activity, RNA polymerase II-specific; protein binding. Bases 470 to 2497 code for a protein of 675 amino acids. The transcript has 4 exons. The record is from RefSeq and is a predicted model, not a curated record. Gene Ontology annotation, biological process: regulation of transcription by RNA polymerase II. NCBI's taxonomy places the organism in Eukaryota, Metazoa, Chordata, Actinopteri, Kurtiformes, Apogonidae.